This is a messenger RNA of Amoebophrya sp. A120, 2342 nucleotides long. Lineage: Eukaryota; Dinophyceae; Syndiniales; Amoebophryaceae. The record is from the annotation of a GenBank genome assembly.
AAUCGCUCAAGAAGAGAUAGCUGUAGUAGAGAGUAGAGCCCCGACGAGGUCAAUGAUUCGCUUGUCGCAUUGUGCUGGUGGUUGUUCAAAUUACUCCUCCUCCUGUCGUUCGACUGAUAUUCGGCGCAGCGCGGGCAAAUGCAAAUCAAAAUCCUAUAGCCCAAACCCAAUAUAGUCUAAGUAGGCCGCCAAAACACGUGUCGAUCGAUAUUUCGUCCGGCUUUUCCUGCCGUUGUUUGGUCGAUCCCAGAAAUAAAGAACCGGAAGGUCAUGCCGGCGCCCGCGAACAAGAUGACUGAGACUGGCUCGCCCAGCAGUGUCGUCGUGUCCUCGCUGACAGAGCUGGACUUUUCAUAUGCAUUGCAAAAGUAUCGUACUCGUAUAAAUGCAUUACAAGUUUCCUCAGCGUGAGAAAUAAAAUUUGUAAUGCGGAGUUACCUUGAGAAAAAAAUUUGUAAUGCAUGAUGGCAAUACGAAUGGGUGCGAUACUUUUGCACAGGAUAUUUCCGGUCCCUUGCUGAAAUUUCUCACCGAGGUCAAAGAACUCGAGCGGCAGGGAUACUUCAACGACGAGGUUGACAAUCAUGAAGUAGGACAGCACGGAACCAAAGCAAACGCAAAACCUUCCACGACCUACAAGGAGCUCUGGGGCGGUUCAACGGAGGGCGAAAUCCUGGACGUUGCGAAUAAACACUCCGGCGAGGAGCUUUUUCCGAUCCUGUUCGAAACCAGCUCGCGAAUUCGUGACAUCAAGCGGCUAUUGGAGGUGAACAACAGCUCCUCUAGUACUUCCACGUCUGAAGAAUCGAGUGAUGAGACUGGUGACGAUGUCGGUUCGUUUUCGCACGAAAGCAGCAGUCGAAAUGGUAGCAACAAGAUGAAGAAAACCGGCGCGUUCAACAGUACUAGCCCAACUAGAUCGAGGAGUAGCAAGGCGGUGUUUGGUGCAGCUAAAAGCAAAAGAAAGUCUUCAACCACGCCGAUGCGAGCAAGCAGUACGUCUUUGCUCCCCUCGCCGAAACAAGCGAAAAAAUCAUCGAAAGUGAAGGCAUCGAAAACUACGAAAACUUCGUUUUUUGACGAACAGACGGUCGAAGAUGGUGCAUUCAGUACACCGAUUCUUGCAAAAACUACAACUGCAUCAUCGGGGUUGAUGAUGGAACAGUCGGAUCAGCGUCUAGCGGAUACGCGGCGAGAAUUGGACGAUCUGAUUGCAUCAACCGGCGUGUUAACAGGUACUACUAUGUCCUCGUCUUCUGGCGCAGCAGCAGGUACAGCAGCAGGUGGUGGUACAAGUAGCACGUACAAGAACAGCAACACAAAUAAUCCUGCAGAACAGUUGUUCAGCACCUAUGGUUACGACAGCCUGUCGGGAACCAUGGCGCGAAACAGGACCAGCAAGCUCUCCUCGUCCCCCUCUUCCGUGUUCUUACCGCAGAUAGUCGGCAAUAGCAAUAACAACAAACCGACCCGCAGUUCCUCAAUCACGUCCAUCAACAGUGCCGCAGGGCCGCUGUCCACGCCAACGGGCAUGAUGCACGACCGCGGCGCGACGCGCAACAGCCGGUCUUCCUUUUUUACCAGUGUCGUUCCAAACAAGCAGCUACAGGUGGAUCAUGGGAGGUCCUCGUCGUCGAUGGUCCACAAGAACUCUCGAAAUCAUAAAGCAUCCUCCCAUGGUUCUAGCGUUGCAAGCACACGGGCCAGCACGAAGGAAACGUACGUGGUGACUCACGACGUGUCGCCGGAAAAGUUUGCCGAAAACUCGUCCAAAUUGACGGAACUGCUGCGCGACGCGGAACAAUUUUUGUUGACGUAGAAAAUAGACGUAUAGCGAGAAAAGGAACACGCUCCUGUAAGUGGAGAGGGAAAGGAAGGUCAUGAAAUCUCAUGGAAGAAGAUCCACUGCGCACAGGAAGUGCAUUUCGCAGUUGAAAUUGAAUAGCAUGCGAGUUGUAAUCUUCGUAAAAAUUGACUUGUUUUGUCUUGACGUAAUAUAGGUAAUUACGGUAUCAAAAUUGUGCACAAUAAAUUUGUUUCUAUUCUUGUUGUUUCUGAUUCUGUAAACCAUUGUUUCAAAUUGAUUCUGCUUGCCUUAUGUUUUAGUUAAUGUACAAUAACUCUCUUGCAGGAGCUUUGCAUUCUGCAAUUUCUGCGUGUUUGUUUCAUCAUCUAGAAUUUUUUUGUUUGUCAUGAUGCGGUCGGUACGGUCAUUCGUAGAGGUGUCUGAGUCUUCCCUUGAUGACGGACAAAGUUCAUCAGACACAUCCUGCAGACGACUGUUCGACGGUUGUUGUGUAGACCCUUCAAGCUAAACUUGCUCUGAAAAAACAUAGAGGACG